CGAAUUACGAGAUAAAAAAAAAAUUAAGGUUGGUCUUAGUGACUCGACCCGAACUCAUAAAAGAAUCUAACUUAUCCGCCGCCGUAUCUUCUCUUACGUCAUCUUCCGAAAGGUUUUCUCCGACCGAUCCCAAUAUCGUUACAAAGCGGUUCUCUUCACCUCCGAGAAUUCUCUGUGCCAAUAUCUCUACCGGCUCCUUAUAAUUCCGUACACUUACAAUGGUUGAGCGGAAGAAACGUAAACCUAACCAAAGAAACAACAACGACGACAAGAGGAGUCAAAAGAGGCGAAUUUCGAAUAACAACAAUGAUGAAAAGAUCAGUAAAGACGAGCUCGUAAUCUACAGAAUCCUGUGUCCUAACGGAGUCGUUGGAGGUGUUAUUGGCAAGAGUGGUAAAGUCAUAAACGAGAUUAGGCAUACCACGAAGGCAAAGAUCAAGGUUUUUGAUCAGUUGCCUGGUUGCAGCGAGAGAGUCAUAACAAUCUAUUGCUCGGUUACAGAGAAGAAUCUCGACAUAACAAAGAGUGAGACUGAGACCGAGACCGAGCCACUGUGUGUUGCACAAGAUGCUCUUCUUAGAGUCCAUGAUGCAAUUGUGAGCUGUGUAGAUAGUUCUGUAGAGAAGAACACUAAGAUAGGUAGAGAUGAUAAGAAGGAGUGCCGCCUUCUAGUUCCGUCUAGCCAAUCUUCUAGUGUGAUAGGUAAAGCUGGUUCGAACAUUAAGAAGAUACGAAGUAGUACUCGAGCUAGUGUUAAGGUUGUCUCAAGAGAUGUUUCGGAUCCUUCACACGCUUGUGCCAUGGAAUUUGACAAUAUACUUCUGAUAUCCGGUGAGGCUGAAUCUGUGAAGAAAGCUCUUUUCGCUGUUUCUGCGAUCAUGUACAAAACCAAUCCUCGGGAACAGAUUCCUCUAGAGUCAACCGUUCAAGAAGUUCCAGCUAGUGUUGUAAUGCCAUUGGAUCUUUCUAAUUCUGUCUAUCCUCAAGCUGGAUUAUACACAAGUUAUGAUCCUAAUCUUCUUCAUCACGGGGCCGGUGUUUUUGCCUCUGCUCUUCCCGUGUCUCGUGGCUUUGGAGGGUCUUCCAGAUCAGAAGAGUUGGUCUUAAAAGUGUUGUGCCCUUUGUCCAAUAUCGGUCGUGUUAUCGGGAGAGACGGUGCAACUGUUAAGAAAAUGAGAGAAGCAAGCGGUUCUCGUAUUGAUGUUAAUAGGGCAAAGCGUGGUGAUGAUGAGUGUGUUAUCAUUGUCACUGCUACAGAGUCUCCUGAUGAUAUGAAGUCUAUGGCCGUUGAAGCUGUCCUUCUUCUGCAAGAGAAGAUCAAUGAUGAGGAUGAGGAAAACGUUAAGAUGCAACUUCUUGUUCCUUCCAAGGCUCUUGGAUGCGUUAUAGGGAAAAAUGGCUCGGUCAUAACCGAAAUUAGGAAAAGGACCAAUGCCAAUAUCCGUAUCACGAAAGGGAGUAAAGAUGAUCUUGUUGAGGUAUCGGGUGAAGUCAGCAGUGUGAGAGAUGCUCUCAUUCAGAUUGUUCUAAGACUUCGAGAGGAUGUUUUAGGCGAUAGAGGCAGUGCCGUCGCUGCUAGGAAUCCUCCUGCAAGAUCUGAUGAUAAUAGUUUCUUCUCCGGUAGUAGUAAUCCCGGUUUCACACAUCCGUCUUUCAUAUCUUCUGCUCCAGAAUUUCCUCGAGUCAGUUUUGAUCAGAGACGAGAAACAGAGGGAAACAGCUUGGGGAUGGUUUCUUCAGGCAGAUUCUACGGUUAUGGAAGUUUCCCGGGAGAAGAUAAUGGUUUUGGAUCAGUCGGUUCAUACUCAUUUGAAAGAUUGCAUCCAUCUUCUGCCUUGGAGAUUCUUGUCCCGGAGGAUGCAGUGAGUAAAGUUAUGGGCAAAGGAGGAGGCAAUUUGGAGAACAUAAGAAGGAUAUCAGGAGCUCUGGUAGAAUUUUCUGAUUCGAAAACUUCAAAUGGUGAUCGCAUUGCUCUCAUAUCCGGCACACGUGAACAGAUGCGUAGUGCAGAGGACUUGUUCCAAGCUUUUAUUAUGUCCACUUGAAACAGUUUGGGAACUUUUCUUCUCUCUGUCUCUAAAUGGUGAGCUUACAUUGUAAUUCGUUUUCUCGUGCUUUUCCUCUGUCUCGGUCUUUAUCACCUCGGUAUAGCGAUCUUUUGGCUCGAUAAUUGUUAAUCUCUAACCAAUGGUGUCAUUGUAAGUAUCAAGCUUUUGUUUAACUCUAUGAGAUGGAAACCCGGUUCUGUUCUGCAGCUAAUCUUGUCGAUUUACUUCUCAUCAUCAAGUUAUUCAAGGUUUUUGGUGUUUUCUUUAGGAUUUUUUUUGCUACGAA
Messenger RNA from Thlaspi arvense, 2334 nucleotides. NCBI's taxonomy places the organism in Eukaryota, Viridiplantae, Streptophyta, Magnoliopsida, Brassicales, Brassicaceae. The record is from the annotation of a GenBank genome assembly.